Exophiala oligosperma is the source of this 2984-nucleotide messenger RNA. RefSeq lists its product as uncharacterized. The transcript has a single exon. The record is from RefSeq and is a predicted model, not a curated record. NCBI's taxonomy places the organism in Eukaryota, Fungi, Ascomycota, Eurotiomycetes, Chaetothyriales, Herpotrichiellaceae. The coding region runs from base 2191 to 2778 and encodes 195 amino acids.
CUCCUCUUUUUCCUCCCCCCCCCGUCGAUCGAUCUGACUUGAAAAAGCGAGGGAAAAGAGCGAUCGCAGAAGGACUCGAGGAAUCUUUUCCCUUGAACCUUCCCUCCCGGCUGCUCCAUAAUUCUUUCCCUCCCUCGUUUCCCUUUGUCUUCCUCCUGCUCCUCUUUUUCCCUCCUUCUCUUCUGGUUUAAAAAACCCGGUGGAGAGAGAGAGAGACAAGACAAAAAGACCAAGAUUUUUCAAUCUUCGACGCCACCGAUAAAAAAGCGUAAAAUUGUCAAAUGACAUUCUUACAAAGCAUGGGAAUUUUGUUAUGACACCGAUUGUUUCAUCAAAUUCAACCACUACUUCUCAUCGAUAUUCCCAUUGUUCGUCGUCACUACCUCUCCCACCACAACUGCUACUCUUUUUCACGACCACUCCUCUCCCACCUCUUCCAGGACCCAGCAGUUCGACUCGCCCCCCAACGCAACAACGGCGUCCUCUCCGGACCCCAGAUCUCGGAUUCUCUUCCUCUCCCGUUCUCGGCCGCGGCCAUCUUCUUCUUCCCGGACCCAGGCUUUGGUCGCCUCCCUGUGGCCGACACCGACGGACGUCCCAGAAGUUAUUGCCUAUUUGGUCCAAAACAACCACAUCUCCUCUACCAUCCCUGACAUCGGACCUCUCCAUCCUCCCCACUGCACCAAGGUCCAACCGCUCAUUGUUGGAUCCAUCCGUAUCCGCAUUCGCCCGCCUUGUAACUGGUAACGAAAAAGUCCCGUGCGGCGUCCCGUCGUGGUGGCUGUCUCUUUCUCUAGUUCGUUCCCCGUCGUUGGUUUCCACCACAUUCGUGCUGCCAAGCAUCGCUUCGACAACCCCAGGACAUUACUCCGUACGGCAUAGUUCGCUAUAAACGAGUGAUACCUACCUAGACUCCUCCCUCCCCCCCCCGGGCGACACAUCUCUGGAUCUUUUUGGGAAAUAACAUCAUCAACACCUGUUAACAUUUUAUUCUCUUCCGCAAUCAUUCCCUCGCCAUCGCUUGCCCUUCCGUCCUUCGACACACACACACACGCCACCUCUUCAACUCUCUUGGCCGUUUUGCGACAAAAAGAGGUAAAAAGUACCACAAGCGACAAGGAUCUGGACCCUCUCCGUCUCUCUCUCUCUCUCUUUCUCUCUCCGCGUUCUCACCCAACCCUUCCCAGAGCGACAAGGGUUUAUUCGGAACCAUAACCUAAGCGGCUGUAACGACAACGAAAACGGGACUCGACUCGCCAUUCCACGUUUGCCUUGUGCUCCUCAUCGCAUAAAGUAGACUGACCUCUCCUCGUCAGCGUUAUCCCUGUUGGGAGGUCCAGUUUGUUUCUUUCCAAAGGGCCUCGCCACACGCCACAAAGCGACAAAGCCAGCGAGACUGAGACAUCCUUUCCUGCACGUCGCCGCGAACUACCAUAAGCAGUAAAAACAGUUGAGAAAGGACCGACCUCAAAGAACAGGACCAGGACCAGGACCAGGGACUGCCUUCCCACCUCGCUGCUGCCCUCGUAUCGCGACGCAACACCCCUGCUCGCAUCAAAAAAGCCACACCGAUUGACGGACAACGACACAAUUAAACUGUAAAGAAGCAUACAUGGGUCGCGGACCUCGUCGCUCGAUGGAUUCAGGAACCUAAAGCAGCAAUCUUUGUCUAAAUUGUCUCUACCUUUCCCCCCACCAGGACAACACACACACACCUACGUUUAACGUCCCGAAACCACCAUACGCGCCACACUAUUCACCCUCCCUUUGGAAGAGGUUUUGUGUACGUGAAUAUAUUGCCUGUGCAACGAACCGUCGCACCAUCCCGGCCUCAAGCGACCAAGGCUUCAUUUCCCAUCCAUAAGCAACACCAGAACCCACGCCGGCAAGCUCAUGUAAAAACCCCCGACUAUAUCAACGCCUUGCUAGUAUCAUCCGUUACAAACUCAAUCCAUCAACUUUGGCAACGAAAGUGAAAAACAGAAAACAAAAGAAAAGCCAUUCCUCAUUUCACACAUCAUCAAAGACAUACCCUUUUCCGCACUGCUGUCGACCUUCAACCCAGAUACUUCAAAUCAAACCAUAGCAGCAAAAGGACGAGAUCUGUCUCGCGCAAGCUGGAACACCCUCGAAUCACCAACCCAACCAGAAAGAAACACCAGAUAAUAAACAUAAUCAGAACAUAACAUCAUGACGGCAUCAACAUCUUCGACCGAGCCAUCGGCCAUCAGCAAUCGGCUCAAGACCCAGGGUAUAGCCAACGGCCCAAAUCCAAAGGGCAUGGUGACCCCACCAGCAUCCAUGUCCAAGAUGUCUCGAAGCGCCGAGUUGGACGAGUACACCGCCAGCAUGCGUAAUUACCUAGCUGGUGUUGAAAAUGGCCGAGGUCAGUCCACGAGGGACCGCCGCGCCGAGUCCAUCUCCAGCAACAGCAAUGCCGACAGCAGUGGCAGCGAGAGGGAGAAAUCCCCCGAGUUUCAGUGGAUGGACCUGGCGGCUGUGCGAAGGGCCCACGGAACCGUGGAUCUGAACAGGCUUCCUAACAGCAACGGUGUGUCGAAGAGUGUGAGAACGAAGCAAGUAAACCGGCCUCGUUCUCCCACUAUUGGAAUUCCAAAGGACAGUCGGCAUUACCUUCACCAGCAUCGGCAACGGGAGACUCGAUCCAUCAGUCCCGGGAUCGAGGGAGUAAAGAAGAAGCAUAUCUCACACGCACGUCGGAGUCAACUGCAUUUACAAAGGUUGGGAGUCUCGUCAUCCCAGAAAGACUGCACAUAAGUGUUGCUGGUUAGCCAUCUCUUUUUUUUCCUUUUUGUAAAAACGAAACAAGAUUGUCAUGUGCAUGCCGCAUUACCAGGAUAGGAUCGAGGGAGGGACAGGAAUGGCAUGGGUCGUCGAAAUGAAGCGAUUGGACGCAGGCAGCGCCACAUGAAAACUUGCAUGAAUAAUGAACAGUAAUGAUAACAAUGACAUGAAGUCGAAAA